GACUGGACUGAUCUGAACCCGUCUGCGCCCACAUUCAUACCCCGCGCCCCCCAUAACACCAGUCAAGACACAGCCGGUCCUCACAGACACACCACUUAUGAAGAGGAAGCGCCAACUGUGAGGUCCAGUGCUUCCACUUCUGGUGCGAACGACAAGAAAGUGAUCCGAAAUAAGAAGUCUAGUACUGACUGGAAGUCCACUUCUGGAAAGCCAUCGGUUCUAACACUUCAACAGUUUAUUACCGAAAAACUCAAAAUCGAUGACAAGAGUCCUAAACCAAGUCAGAAGACAUCAUCAACUCAUCCCAAGAAAGUGCAAACACACGAAACACCACACAAUACACUGGACUCUUCAGCGCCGACACGGAAAAGAGGUAAAGAGAGAGAGAAUCCGAAAGCAAAGAAACCGACGACUCUUAAGAGGAUUAUCAACAAAGAAAGGGAUGGUUUGGUUGAGACACAAGACUCAAGUUUGAGAUCUUGUGACGGAAGCCAUGAUUUGGAGACAAUUAAUAAGAAAUUACUUCACACUAAAGCUUAUCGUGAAUACUGUUGCCAGCGAUUGACCCAAAGUAUCGACCAAUUGGUGGUCAACCUAUUGAGUGAUUUAGUGCUAUUUCAGGACAGAAUGUUCUCUAAAGAUCCCAUUAAAGCAAAGACUAGGAAACGAUUAACUUUUGGAUUCAACGAAGUGACCAAAUAUGCGAAUAUCAACAAAAUUAAACUCUUAGUCAUCGCUCCCGACAUCGAGAAGAUUGAGAGCAGAGGCGGUCUCGACGACAGUCUCUCCGCUUUGAUUAGCAUCACUCAAAACAAUGGCAUUCCUAUUGUGUUUGCAUUAAAUCGAUACAAAUUGGGCCGCAUUUGCAAGAAGAAGGGUUAUGUCAGUUGUGUCGGUGUUUUGAAUUAUGACGGCUCACAGGAUAACUUCAAACAAUUGCUGAGUUUAUGUGAAACGGAGAGAAAUGAAUACAAUUCCGUAUUUGAAGAGUCAUUGAAUAAACUGAAAGCACUUUCUGACCAACAAAUCGAUGAAAUACUAAACGAUUUUCCAAAAAUCCCUAAAGAGUUCUGUCAAACGAGAGAUGAUUUGAAUCCAAGUGAUCGACAACUUGUCAAAUGCAAGAAAAGUUCCCAAUAAUGACAUGUCUAGUGAUAUGCAAACCACAUAAUCGUAUAAUUACAUUACCCUUGUUACUUUUAAUACUUGAC
Oppiella nova is the source of this 1211-nucleotide messenger RNA. NCBI's taxonomy places the organism in Eukaryota, Metazoa, Arthropoda, Arachnida, Sarcoptiformes, Oppiidae. The record is from the annotation of a GenBank genome assembly.